AAAUAUAUACUUGCUAUACUUUAAUUUUUUUACUGUAUUAAUCACGUUUGAUAUUUAAAGUUACUAAACGAACUGAAUAAUUUUAAAAGUACACGUGAAAAAUGAAAGUAAAUAUUAUAUCCGAAAUGGGUGUAAUUCGUGAUUUUGAUUUUGUUGAUGGAAGUUUUGACUAUACAUCGUUGUUGACAGUAACAAAAGAAAAUUUUCCCCAUAUAAAGAGGUAUGCCCUUCUGUGGAAAGACAGUGAUGGAGAUAAGAUUACGCUUUCGUCCCAAGAAGAGCUGAAUGAAGCGGUAACCUACAGAACAGAGGAGGAACUUGAUAUCUAUAUAACAGAAAUCUCUGAUGAAAUUUCGAGUAGGUUGUACCGUACAGAUGAGGAAAUUGGUUUGGACAUUGAUGACAGUAUCACACAUCACAAUGCACAUCAAACAAACCCUCGAUGGGACAGAAGAAAAUGUUAUAAAAGAAUUAAAGCGGUAACGGAGAAGACUCCAGACAAUCUGCCGGAUUUCUUUUCAAUUUCUAAAGUUCCGUGUAGAAUCAAGCGACGUCUGAAGAGAAGCGACAGGAAGUGUCUACGUCAUCGGAUUAGAGCAAGCAGCUGCUACCCACGUCAAAAACAUGGCGGUAGAAAACGUCUGCGUGAUGUAAAUAAAUCGCUAGAAAACAUGUCCAUUUCAUGAUCUACAUUUGUGUUGACCCAGAGCUGCAGCUGAUGAUUUAAUCAGCUAAACUUUGGAUCUAAUCGGCAACACAAAGCAAGCCUCUGGAAUAACAUAUUUCAUUUUAAAAUUAUAAUUAAAAUGUUUCUUCCACUGCAUGUCAUUCUCAUGAUGGUUUAAAUGUAUUGUAGACAAAAUAAAUGUAUUCCUAA
Messenger RNA from Saccostrea echinata, 877 nucleotides. RefSeq lists its product as uncharacterized. The coding region runs from base 102 to 686 and encodes 194 amino acids. The record is from RefSeq and is a predicted model, not a curated record. Gene Ontology annotation, molecular function: protein binding. The transcript has 3 exons. NCBI's taxonomy places the organism in Eukaryota, Metazoa, Mollusca, Bivalvia, Ostreida, Ostreidae.